Molecule: messenger RNA, 336 nt
Organism: Staurois parvus
Lineage: Eukaryota; Metazoa; Chordata; Amphibia; Anura; Ranidae
Source: the annotation of a GenBank genome assembly
AUUGUCACUGUAGCUCAGGAAGUGAGUCAGGACCAGGGGCGGACUGACCAUUUGGAAACUCGGGCACUACCCGAGGGCCCGGGGUUAGUAGGGGGCCCCACGAGAUGCCCCUGGUACCUUUUUCAUAGGCUUUUUUGAGUUUGGGCAAGGACACAGGGGCCCCAUGAUCCCCUAUUGCCCAGGGGCCCCAUGAGCUGUCAGUCCGCCUCUGGUUGAAAGGUUAAGAAAGACUCAUUUAUAAUAACUUGCAAGACCACAUUGCUGUUAAAAAAGAUUGUCCCUAUGGUAGUUACACUGCCACCACCACUACCACCACUGUGAUGCACUUUAUUCCCA